Linum trigynum is the source of this 2493-nucleotide messenger RNA. NCBI's taxonomy places the organism in Eukaryota, Viridiplantae, Streptophyta, Magnoliopsida, Malpighiales, Linaceae. The record is from the annotation of a GenBank genome assembly.
AUAGUCAUCUUCUUUUUACUCCUACUUGAGUCGAGUGUUCAAAGACUACAUUAACCUUUGUUUGGUUUAUAGAUAUAGGAUGUCAGAAUAGGGUCGUUUGGAUGGGUUAAUUUGCAAUGUGGUAUUUGUAGAGUCAAAUAACUCAUUUUUGUUCACGUGGUAUUUCAGUGGUAACUGAAAUAAAGUAACUCGUUUGGUUGAACCAUGCAAAUGUGGUAUUUGACAUGUGGUAUUUGAUAAAAGCAGAGUGAUAAAACGAGUUAUUUCGAAAUAACACAUGGGUAUAAGUUAUUUCAAAUAACUCGUUUUGAGUUAUUUGUAAAUAACUCACUGUCCAAAUAACUCAUUUCACUAAAACGCUGCCAAACGAGUUAUUUGGGUUCAAAUAACUCAUUGUGAGUUAUUUGAACCCAAAUAACUCAUACAAAUACUCCAUCCAAACGACACUUUUAACAAUAAAAGUGUCUUAACAAAUAUUUUUAAAAACUUGAGCUCAUUUAGCUUCUAAUUUAUUUGAGGUGAAGGAAAGUAACAAGUUGAUGCCUAUUCAUUUUAAUAAUUUAUUCCAUAGCGCUUGUGUGCCUUUUCUACUUUAAUUUCUUUACAUCCUCCUUCACCUUUAGCCUUCAGGACUCCCCCGCAUAAGCUUCCAUAAACAAACGUAAGCACCUAUUUUCUUCUAGUCAUUUUAUUUUAAAAGUUUGUUCACUUAAAAAAUUUAUUGCAUGUAUCUUCCUAACAUAAAUAGCAAAGCACCAUAUAAAAAAUAUAGAUCAAAAUGGUAAAUUUAGUGAUAAAAUGUGCUAUUUAGCCUUAUAUAAAUAGAGUAUUUAUGAAAUUAUUUAAAUAAGUCUUUCUCAAAUUUGAUGGUUGCGGAUGGAGUGAUUAUGGAUGCCCAGGGGAGCGAUUUUGAAAGAAAUUCAAUUGUUUUGCCGGUGUUUUCGUUUCUUUUAUUUCUGCAGGGUUUGUUGUAGUUAGAAUAGGGUGAUGCAUUUGGUGACUAGACUAGUCCUUUUAUUGUACGCUAUUUUGGUAGGGUUCGAUUUUCUUUCUUAGCUGUGAUCAGCCAUGUGACUCUAGUGUAACUCUCUUAUCUUGGUAAAACGAGUAAUCUUCUGGAAAAAAAAAAUUUUGUCGAAUUUUCAUGGUCCAUGAAACCGUACCGGAGACCGUAUCGGGAAAGUCAGCGGUAGGGUAUUUUAUGGUAAAACCGUGGUUUAACCGUAGUUCAACCGUUAUACCGGUAAAUGCCGCAUAUCAGUUUAGCCUCCGAUAUUGGUAUUUCGUGGUUGAACCGAUGGUACGGUAUGAUUUAAUGGACACUGCGAAUUUUAUACCAUCUCAUGUUGGUUAAACCAUUUUUAAGGAAUUGUCCAGACCAAUUAAACUUCAUUUAAAAUUAAUUUGAUCGAUUUGGUUAAACUAUUUUGUUUGGUUCAACAAAAUUCUCAAUUGUAAUUUUUGUGUAUUAUUAUUAUCACACAGCUACCUGCUAUUGCCACAUCAGAUCCUUGUUCUUCAAAAGUCAAAUCUCAUCCAUCCAUAGACCAAUCAUAUCAUUUCAGCCAGGUGGCAGAAGGACCAAACUGAAAUUUGCCAAAACCGAACGCCAUAACAUCUCUCACUCGCUCUCAUUCCGAAUCGACCAAGAAACAGAGAGAAAAAUAAUCGAUCAUCCGUUUUUCAUAAUAAUAAAUUACAGGAAAAGGCGGCAAUCCCAUUUCAUAUCCAAUUUCUUACAUGGCAAAGUCGCUGCUGUUGUAUCUGCAUUACUAUUCCCCCAUCGCCACCAGCGCUAGGUCAACAAGAAUAAUCUGUUCAACCGGCGGUGGCGGCAAGAAGAACCCGCCGGACCACCCGAGAAGGAGUCACCGGGCGAACCACGACCCGGCCAAACUGAAAAACAAGCAGAAAUACAUGGACCUCGCCGCCGCCGGAGAGGGCGGAGGAGGGCGGAGGCAUCCUCUGUCGGAGGUGGUCUCCGAUUGCGUCAGGCGGUGGUUCGAGGACACGCUGAGGGAUGCCAACGCCGGCGACAUCGGGAUGCAAGUGCUCGUGGGUCAGAUGUAUUGCGCUGGCUAUGGUGUCCCCAAAGAUGUCGUAAAGGGGAGAGCUUGGAUUAAUAGGGCUUCAAAGACUCGAUCUUCUGCUAAGAAAGUGGGAGAUAAGCACCCUGGUUACAAUGCAAGUGACUCCGAUUCAUAAGAAGCUGCACAUUGACCAUUCUUAUCUGAAAGCACGAGCAGGAUAGGUGAGCUUAUUCUGAUUUUGGGCAUUUCUCAUUGUCAUGUUGUGUGCUUCUAAGUGGGAUACUUUUGGUUCUUGGAUAACUUGUUAUCUUUAUUAACAUGAAUGUGUGCUGAUCCAUGCUGCAACUGCUACAUUUACCUAGCGGAUAGAAUCAGUUGUUAGCUUACAAUGAGCUAGAUACAAUCAACAUUACAAAUGGUGGUUCAUACAUAGAUACAUAAAACCGGAACUGCUACAGAUGGG